Molecule: messenger RNA, 1653 nt
Organism: Selaginella moellendorffii
Lineage: Eukaryota; Viridiplantae; Streptophyta; Lycopodiopsida; Selaginellales; Selaginellaceae
Product: flavonoid 3'-monooxygenase-like
Exons: 2
Coding region: 149-1621 (490 amino acids)
Molecular function (GO): oxidoreductase activity, acting on paired donors, with incorporation or reduction of molecular oxygen; iron ion binding; heme binding
Source: RefSeq, a predicted model, not a curated record
AGGUAGCAGUUGCUUUAUUUUCCACGCAACCUGAAGUUUAAUUUGAUUUCUAGAAAGGUGAUGCAAGAGUAACAAAUCAAGUUGUCUUCGUCGGAACAGCAGUUCUCUAUAAUAUGGAGAUGGCCUGUGGAUCCAGAGCAUCAAAUCGAUGGACUUGGGUGUGGCCUUGUUCCUCCUUAGCGUCGGCUUGACCACACUGUCACUUCUCAUCGGGAGAAUUCUAUCUUCGCAGCGGCGGCUCCCUCCAGGUCCCUUCUGUUUCCCCAUUUUUGGAGCACUCUUCUCCCUCCAGGAGCCACUCCACCAGCACUUUGCGAAGAUCAGCAAGAAGUAUGGGCCGAUUGUCUUCCUCAAGGUCGGAAUGGUCCCGUUUGUGGUGGUGACCGACAAGGAAAUGGCAGCGCAGGUUCUUAAGGCCCACGACCUCGAGUUUGCAAGCCGACCGGACGAAGAGUUCUUUCGGAUCGUCAGCCACGACUGGAACGAUCUUAUCCUGGCGCCCAUCGGUGAGAAGUGGAAGACAAUGAGGAGGAUUUGUAGCACACACCUGUUUAACAACAGUACGCUAAAGGCUAGCGCAGGAUUCCGGGAGUCGGAGAUGAAGCAUGCAGUCAAGGCCAUUUUCCAGCAUUCCGGGACAACGAUCAAGCUGCAAGAGGUUUUGAGCAAUCUCGCGUCAAAUUCACUAUGCCUGGUUCUUUUUAGCAAGCGGGGGGUGGAAGUGGUGGAUCUCAUCCGGAACAUACUCGGUCUAAGCUUGAACUUGAACAUUGGAACCCUGCUUCCGGCACUCGACUGGCUGGAUCUUCAUGGAGUCUACAAGAAGCUCAACACGGAGCUCGUACCUCGCCUUAAGCUCGUGCUGGAAGAUCAAAUCGACAAGCAUCGACGCAGGAAAGAUGAAGCUGGGGAUACAUUCGUCCCUCAGGACUUCACCGACGUUCUUAUAUCUCUCGAGGACAAGGAUAAGCUGUCAAACAUCUCCAUCUUGGCACUGCUCUCGGACAUGGUUAUUGCAGGGUUGGAAACUUCACUAGUGACGCUCGAGUGGACGAUGGCGGAGCUCAUAAACCAUCCCCAAGUCAUGUCCAAGGCUCAAGAGGAGAUCGACAGCGUUGUAGGGACAGCUCGCGCGGUGCAAGAGUCCGACCUUCCAAACCUUCCAUACAUCGAAGCCAUUGUCAAGGAAUCACUGCGUCUCCACCCGGCGGUGCCACUGGGCGCUCCUCACAUGAAUCCCAAGCCUGUCAAGCUGGGAGGCUACACCAUCCCUGGCGGCUGCAAGGUUCUCGUAAACAUAUGGGCCAUUGGACGCGAUCCCGCUCGCUGGUCCGACCCAGAAGCGUUCCAGCCGGAGCGCUUUCUCGGCUCCUCCAUCUCUCCCAACGGGCAGAACUUUGACUUCCUUCCAUUCUCAUCGGGGAGGAGAGUUUGUGUUGGCUAUCCACUCGCGAUGAGAUCCAUCCCUUUUUUCGUGGCCAGUUUGCUCCAGGCAUUCGAUUGGAGUCCUGCUAACCCGAGCGGGAUCGACAUGGAAGAAUGCACGAGAAGUACAACUAUGAAGCUGAAUGCUGACUUGCUUGUAAACGCGUCCAUCAGGGUCGAUCAAAAUAUAAUAUAAAGCUUUCUAUACCAUGUUGAUUAAAUUGUUUA